Messenger RNA from Erigeron canadensis, 1031 nucleotides. Its product is annotated as thylakoid lumenal 15 kDa protein 1, chloroplastic. Gene Ontology annotation, cellular component: chloroplast thylakoid. The transcript is spliced from 7 exons. The record is from RefSeq and is a predicted model, not a curated record. Lineage: Eukaryota; Viridiplantae; Streptophyta; Magnoliopsida; Asterales; Asteraceae. The coding region runs from base 65 to 727 and encodes 220 amino acids.
AUAUCUAUCUAUAUCCAUUAUCCACAUGUGAUGUGAUGAUUAUCCCCCCACACAAAAACUCAACAUGACAAUGGCGGUUCUCAACUUCACCUUGUUAUCAUCAUGUCCUUCCAAACCCCAAAUACUUCAAAUCCUUAAUUCUUCUUCUUCACAGUCGUCACAAGGGCAAACCAAAGUCAAAGUCAAAGUCAAUGACGAUCCUUGCAUAAGCUUUGGGGAAUCAAUAAUGUCCAAAGCAUGCAUAACAGCUCUCAUUUCUGCUUCUCUGUUUUUCACUGUUGAUCCUGCUCUUGCUUUUAAGGGUGGAGGACCUUAUGGUCUUGGUGUGACGAGGGGACAGGAUCUUAGCGGAAAGGAUUUUAGCGGCAAGACUUUGAUCAAGCAGGAUUUCAAAACGUCAAUAUUGAGGCAAGCUAAUUUCAAGGCUGCAAAGUUACUUGGGGCUAGCUUCUUUGAUGCAGAUUUAACAGGAGCUGACCUUUCCGAUGCUGACCUUAGAGGGGCGGAUUUCUCCUUAGCACAAGUUACAAAGGCGAAUCUGACAAAUGCUAACUUGGAAGGAGCACUUGUUACUGGGAACACAUCUUUCAAAGGAUCAACCAUAACAGGCGCAGAUUUUACCGAUGUCCCUCUAAGAGAAGAUCAAAAGGAAUAUCUUUGUAAAAUUGCAGAUGGGGUGAACCCGACCACAGGUAAUGAAACGCGCGAGACCUUGUUUUGCAAGUAGCCCUAGUUAAAAGACCAUUCUUCAGAUUUUUCCGUGUUUUGCUCGUAUGAGAUCUUGUGAAUACUGCUAAACUGUAUCAUUCUUUUGAUUUAAUAUUGGAGAGUUUUCUCUCAUCUGGUGGCUGGUUGAGAUUAUCUUACAUAUGUAGGUGUUCAAACUACAGUUUGUGUUUUGGUUCCAUCUCAAGUUCAUGUAAACGCGAUGAAAGUGUGAAAAACGAUUACGAUCAUAUCCUGUGUACAUUCGAGUCCAAAAACUUGUCAUUUUCACAUAUCUGAAUUCUGAACAUGAUGAACUUAUUUCA